AUGACAAUCGACAUAGCGAUAGAAGUUUCUCAGAGCACCUCUGCUGGUGGGGGAACUAGGCUCAGUUCUGCUACUGAGAUGGAACUUGAUCGAUACACAGAGCCCGUAUCUCCGACAGCUGCAGUGGAAAACAAAAUAGAAAUGGAAAUGAAGCAGCAACAGGACAGUGAAAGAGCAGUACAAACUGAUGAAUCUCGUGUUGAUGAAGGUCUACCAAUAGACAAAGGGUGGGCUUGGGUAGUACUCGCAGCACUUAUCACUAUGACUGUUGGAAUGAAGUUCAUGUCCAACCGGAUGGCUGUGAUGUUAGGAGCUAUGAUUCUAACAAUAUCCUACAUAAUAUCAGCAUUCGCAACAGAUGUACGGAUGCUCUUUGUAUCAUUAGGAUUUCUGGAAGGAAUAGGAAGAGCUUUGCUUCAUCCCACAGUGAUGGUCUCUCUUGUAGAAUAUUUCAACAAAAGGCGCGGACUGGCUAAUGGUUUGGCUUUUAGUGGAGCUAGUUUUGGAGGCUUGAUCUUCGCUCCAGUUUUUGCCGAGUUGUUUGAAAAAUUAGGUUAUUCCGGAACAUUUUUAAUAGUGGCUGGCCCUGUAGAGCGUGCCGAAUAUAGGCAAUAUUAA
Mercenaria mercenaria is the source of this 618-nucleotide messenger RNA. RefSeq names its product monocarboxylate transporter 12-B-like. Lineage: Eukaryota; Metazoa; Mollusca; Bivalvia; Venerida; Veneridae. Gene Ontology annotation, molecular function: monocarboxylic acid transmembrane transporter activity. The record is from RefSeq and is a predicted model, not a curated record. The coding region runs from base 1 to 618 and encodes 205 amino acids. The transcript has 4 exons. Gene Ontology annotation, biological process: monocarboxylic acid transport; transmembrane transport.